Messenger RNA from Psylliodes chrysocephalus, 1081 nucleotides. The record is from the annotation of a GenBank genome assembly. NCBI's taxonomy places the organism in Eukaryota, Metazoa, Arthropoda, Insecta, Coleoptera, Chrysomelidae.
CUAUAUCACGCUACCCUAUAUCUGUCCUAGCUCUGUACCCUGUAGGUAUUAAAACGUUACGUAAAAACUUUAGCCAACUAUGGCUAUGAACAAAAGAGGCAUUUCUUUCAAAAACUGUCAGCUUAUUUUCUUAAUUCGAUGAAUAUUAACAAAAAUGUCUUGCAAUAUCGUUGACACUAUAGGCACUGGCGAUUGCGAAAAAAUAGAAAAAAAUUAUAAAAGUGAAGAAAAUUUUGCUAAUGUCAUCGCCUCUGAGUUGGUAUCAGAAAUAAUAGACAACGCCUUGGACGUGGUCGAGGAAUUAGAAGCGAAAUCGGUAAAAAAUGUAGGAGACAUUUUAGAAAAUCUUUCGAACAAAUUUCAAGAAUUGGCCAUAUCAGAAGAGAAAUCAAAAAUUUCGGAAAUUAUGGAAGGCUCGCACGCAUCAACAUUUGGCGUUGGUGAUCAUAUUGAUGCUAAUAAAGAAGUAAGUACUCCUCCGGGUAUUAGACAACCCCCUGUAGAGAAGAAGAGUAGACUUACAGAUUUAGUGAAAAACUCAAAACACCUUUGGGCUAAAUUAAUGCUUAAUGAGCACAAAGACGAAACACGUGAUUCGAAAUCAGAAAAAAUACUUAGAGUAGUUGAUUUAGACUGUAAAGAGCAACCGUUUAAAGCAGUAAAAUCGGAACAAUUACCAGAAGAUUUACCACUUCCCCGAUCAGAUUCUGAAGAUAUCUUAAACAGUCCUGAUGAGAAUAAUUCUCUUGAUGAAAUUAAUUUGUCUUCCUCUCAUGGCGAUGAAAUUAAAAAAACGAUGACGUUUCCUUUAGCCGGAUCUUCCGGAAAGUCUCUCAUGGAAUGCUAUCGUACUAUUAAACUCACUGCAGAUUUGAAGAAGAAAAAAUGGAAUAUUGGUACCAAAAUUGUUAACUAUAUCAGAAAGCAGCAGGCUAAGAGGCAAGGAAAAGGCGUCAGUGAAGGAAUUGAGAUAACACCUCAAGCUGAUCAGUCUUAAAUUUUGAGCAAAAUUUUACUUACUUAUUUUUUUGAAAUUUUUCAUGUAUAUCUUACCUGAUUUAUAUAUUAUGUUAUUUAAAAA